CGGCCCUGGAGAGCGGCAGCAGAACGGGCGGCAGUGAGAAUGGCAGCGAAGCCAGCGUCUCCACUGGCCCAAACUGGGAUCCUAGCCCUUUAAAUCCGAGCGGUCACAAAAGGAAAGAGGCAAAGCACCCUUUCAAUUAGCACUCGGUGGCGGAGGCAGUGGCGCCUGUGUCCUCCAAGGAGCUGCAGUGCUCGGGCUCCUCGGCUUAGAGACACCCACGGCUCCAGCACCCUGGGCCUCGGACACCCACCGGCCCCGGCACCCUGGGCCUUGGACACCUGCCCGGCUCCGGCACGAGAGCCGUGGGGCUUUCUCCGAUGCUCCCUGAUGUGCCGCCGGCACCCCAGGAAGCAUUCCUCUGGUUCCCCGAUGCGCUGCCGGAGGAGCAGGCGGAGGGAGGCCCCAAACGGGCCGGGCCGCCGGAUGGAGCGACUCCCCCAGGAAGAGACUUGCCGCAGCGGGGUCCGGCACCCGACACCGACUCCCCAGCCUGGGAGAAGAUGCCAUUCCACCACGUGACGGCAGGACUGUUGUACAAAGGGAAUUACCUGAACCGUUCACUCUCGGCUGGCAGUGACAGCGAGCAGCUCGCUAACAUCUCCGUGGAGGAGUUGGACGAAAUCCGCGAGGCCUUCCGAGUCCUGGACAGGGAUGGCAACGGCUUCAUCUCCAAGCAAGAGCUGGGCAUGGCCAUGCGCUCCCUGGGUUACAUGCCCAGUGAGGUGGAGCUGGCCAUCAUCAUGCAGCGUCUGGACAUGGACGGAGACGGCCAGGUGGACUUCGAUGAGUUCAUGACGAUCCUGGGCCCCAAACUGGUGUCUUCAGAAGGACGGGAUGGAUUCCUCGGGAACACGAUAGACAGCAUAUUCUGGCAGGAGCCCAGCGCGCCCCCUCCCCUGUGUCCGCAGUUCGACAUGCAGAGGAUAACGCUGGAGGAGCUGAAGCACAUCCUGUACCACGCCUUCCAAGACCACCUGACUAUGAAGGACAUCGAGAACAUCAUCAUCAGCGAGGAGGAGAGCCUCAACGACACGGCGGGGAACUGCCAGACGGAAUUCGAAGGAGUGCACUCCCAGAAGCAGAACCGACAGACCUGCGUCCGCAAGAGCCUCAUCUGCGCCUUCGCCAUGGCUUUCAUCAUCAGCGUCAUGCUGAUCGCCGCCAACCAGAUCCUCCGCAGCGGCAUGGAGUGAGGCCUCCGACGACGACCACCACCACCCCGGCGCGGGACCCCCACCCCCUCCCCCGGCCCGGGACCCCCGUCCCCUCCCCCGGGCCCGGGGAGGUGGAGGCGGGCCAGCCGGGUGACCCGACCCGGGGCGCCCACUCCUCCGUCUCCCGGGCAGGGACCUAAAGGGCUGGACCGGUUUUGGGUCCUCACGCAAUAAAUCCCCAGGAGUCCCGGGCCGGGGGAGGGGGCGGGUUCUGCUUUCACCGCCCCCCGCGGGGCUGCCGCCGGGACACGCCUAGAGACAGAGAGACAUACCCAGAGACAUACCCGACACGCCAACACACAUACCCAGAGGCAGAGAGACUUAGAGAGAGGCAGGGAGGCCUCAGCAUGCGGCCGACCUCUCCACCCUCCCUUGACCCCAACGGGCCCCAGCUUCUUCCCCGGUCGCCCGAGCCCGGUGCCCCGACGUGACCCGGACCGCGCCCCCGCCCCGCAGGGGCCCCGGAGGCCCGGGGGGCCGGGGGCUGUCAGGGCACGUUCCCACGGGCCUCGAGACCGGGGGGCGGGAGGGGGUUCGGCAGGUCCGGGCGGCCCCGAGUUCGGGUCCGAAAGCCCCGCUUCUGCCCCCGGGAAGGUCUUGGGGGGGCUUCCUCCCCGACCCCCCCUCCCGUCCCGCCCGGGCCCGGGCCGCAGCAGACUUGGAGGCCGCCCUCCAACGGGCCCGGGGAGGGCGGGCUGGGGACCGUCGCGGUCCAGGCUGGGCCCGGGGCCGGGGGCCAGAGCCGGACGUCGGGGCUGAAGAAUGGGGGCCCGGUCCCGCUGCCCCGCGCGGCCCCGUUGUCUGUUUUCUAGAAAGCGCCCC
Ornithorhynchus anatinus (platypus) is the source of this 2036-nucleotide messenger RNA. RefSeq names its product calneuron 1 (gene CALN1). Lineage: Eukaryota; Metazoa; Chordata; Mammalia; Monotremata; Ornithorhynchidae. The record is from RefSeq and is a predicted model, not a curated record. The transcript has 7 exons. Bases 318 to 1193 code for a protein of 291 amino acids. Gene Ontology annotation, molecular function: calcium ion binding.